This is a messenger RNA of Fundulus heteroclitus (mummichog), 562 nucleotides long. RefSeq names its product mitochondrial ribosomal protein L42 (gene mrpl42). Bases 66 to 503 code for a protein of 145 amino acids. The transcript is spliced from 5 exons. NCBI's taxonomy places the organism in Eukaryota, Metazoa, Chordata, Actinopteri, Cyprinodontiformes, Fundulidae. The record is from RefSeq and is a predicted model, not a curated record. Gene Ontology annotation, cellular component: mitochondrial large ribosomal subunit.
GGAACCAAUGAACGGAUUGCUCAGACGGAACGUUUAUACUGACGGACAGUCCAAAAUAAGCGAGCAUGGCGUCGGGUCAUUUGUGCAGGCUGCACAGUGUUUUCUCGCGACUCUCAUACGGCGCUACCCCGCGAAAUGUGCAAACUUGUUUGGUGCCACUUCGACAGAAGUCCGGUGUUGACGCUUCGUCUCCUCAAGGCCAUAACUGUGACCCGGAAAUAGGUGUCACUUCAGAUGGGAGAACUAUAGUAUGCUUCCAUCCCGCUGUCGACGUUCCCUACGAGCUCACUCAGCCCAUAGAGCGACCGGACCCUCUGGGCAACCAAGCCGAAUCCCACGAUCAGGUUCUGAGAGCCCAGCUCAGCAAAGAGGUGCUGAAGGACAAACAGGGGCCGACUAUAGAGGAGCUGAGCAAGAUGUUUUUCACCACGAAACACCGGUUUUAUCCGAAGGGACAGUAUCACAGGAGGCGCAUCAAUAAGAACCCCCCAAAGGACAGAUAACUGAAGUUUGGUUGUUUGAGUUGUAAUAGGAUUGUAUAAUAAACUGGUCAAUAAUGUUG